GAAAACUUAGUAUUGAUUCCCAUGUCAGGAGGAAGUUCAAAGGAUGCACCCUGAUGCUAAACAUCGGCUAUCUCAAAUGUUGGUCUAAUCAUUAUUAUAAAGCAGCAAAAUCAACUGCACACUUUGAGGCCUUCUCACAAUGCCUUUUGGUAGAGGCUCUGAGCUGCUCGACCAGCACACAGGCCUCGAGCCACAUCAACAUCGGGCCCUGCAGCUCGAAUGAGGGCGACACAUCUGUAUUAAGCAAUGAAACCACUUCAUAUAUUGGAAAGCUCUCAGAUCCAAUGGAAGACAAAAAUUUAUUUCUUGAAGUAAUGCCAACAGAUGACUCGCAGAUGAAACAGAUGGUGGUUGAGCUUGAUAAAGGCAUGAUUAACUCAUUUGUUCUGUGUUUAGAGGAGCAGAAGGUGAUCAGAUCAUUUCAGCAAGAGUUGAAUUAUUUAAAAGAAGAAAACAAAAAAGUGAGUAUUCUAUUGUUG
Molecule: messenger RNA, 479 nt
Organism: Striga asiatica
Lineage: Eukaryota; Viridiplantae; Streptophyta; Magnoliopsida; Lamiales; Orobanchaceae
Source: the annotation of a GenBank genome assembly